AUGACAAGUACAAUGGAAAUUGCCGUAUCGUAUUUUAAUCUCCGUUGUCAUGUGACAUAUCUCAAUGCCCAUCAACCUCUAUCAGUGUCCACCAAUCCGGCAUAUAACUCAUUGGAGCUGACCGCCCUCCAUGAAAACCCCACCCUUGUCCUUUCCUCACCGGCCACAUCUUUCCAUCACCCUACAUCCAAACCAUCUGUUCUGUCAAAUGCUGCAACAAGAACUCUCAAUCAGUCCACUGUUCGUCUGUCACCGACACCACUAUGUGUACCUGCUGUUAAAAGGUCAAAGUCCCUCCAUGAUGGACAUGGUGGUGUACAGACACUUGCAAAAGUUCUUUCACCGCAAGAACUGCAGGACGACUUUUCCAGUGAUCUAUGCAAGCUGCUCAUCUCGUUAAACACAGCUUGGACAGCAGCAGAUAAUCCCACAUUCCAUACCUUUGUUCACAAGUGGGUUGGGCCAGAAGUUGUUGUACAGGAUCGUCGAAUCAUGUCAGGCCAGGUGCUUGACAACAAGGUCAGAAAGGUGGAGAAUAAGCCAUAUCUUGUCCAAACCCACAACAUAAUGCAUGAUGCGAAGACAGGUGACCACCUGUUGAAGUUGGUACUUGAAGACAUCGUCUUGAUGGAAACAAAAUAUGGUGUUAUUCUCAUCGCUUGGUGUACAGAUGAUGGCCCUUAG
Messenger RNA from Laccaria bicolor S238N-H82, 684 nucleotides. RefSeq lists its product as uncharacterized. NCBI's taxonomy places the organism in Eukaryota, Fungi, Basidiomycota, Agaricomycetes, Agaricales, Hydnangiaceae. The transcript is spliced from 4 exons. The coding region runs from base 1 to 684 and encodes 227 amino acids. The record is from RefSeq and is a predicted model, not a curated record.